AUGUGGCUUACAGAUAAUCAAAAAAUUGGAGUAGUAUUGACAGCUUUCGGAAUAGGAUUCAUAAUACUUGGAAUAAUUACAUUAUUUGAUGCAAAUUUAUUGGCCAUUGGAAAUCUUUUAUUUAUCUCAGGGCUUAUACUAAUUAUUGGAUUAAUAAAAACAUUAGUAUUUUUUUCAAGAAAACAAAAACUUCGAGGAUCUAUAUGUUUCUUUUUUGGCAUGUUUCUGGUUUUUUUCAAAAAACCAUUUCUUGGAUUUAUCAUUGAGAUAUUUGGAUUUAUAAAUCUUUUUGGGGACUUCUUUCCAAUUAUAGUUUCUUUCUUAACACAAUUUCCUAUUGUCGGACCUAUUUUAAGAAUCUCUAUAGUCAAAAAACUCUUGGAUAAAACAAUGGGUAUAUAUCAAAUACCAGUAUAA
Messenger RNA from Pneumocystis jirovecii RU7, 417 nucleotides. RefSeq lists its product as uncharacterized. The transcript has 6 exons. The coding region runs from base 1 to 417 and encodes 138 amino acids. Gene Ontology annotation, biological process: retrograde transport, endosome to Golgi; endoplasmic reticulum to Golgi vesicle-mediated transport. The record is from RefSeq and is a predicted model, not a curated record. NCBI's taxonomy places the organism in Eukaryota, Fungi, Ascomycota, Pneumocystomycetes, Pneumocystales, Pneumocystaceae. Gene Ontology annotation, cellular component: endoplasmic reticulum; Golgi cis cisterna; Golgi membrane.